UGGCCCUAGUGUUUAUCGUGGUUGAUGAUCGAUCCGAAAGUGACAAAGGAAUGUUGUUGUAUUAUGUCAGAGGAGAAGUGUACAGUGGUACACAUGCCGCAUCAUGCGCAACAAAAAUUAUGUCAAAGUAGACCACUUUACAGACAAGGAAGAAAAUUAACAGCAGUUAAGGUUUACACAAUUAAUGAUGAAUCACAGCAUUUGUUAAUACAUGGAGUACCACAACUGCAAUUAGCACAAGAGGUGAGAAAACUCAUUUAUCCCUAUGGAAAUGUGAAAGCAAUUCAGUUGGUAACUGAAUAUCCUUCAGAAGAAUUUACAGAGACGUAUCAUGUAAAUUAUACACAUAUUCAGAGUGCAAGAGUUGCAAAGCGUUUAAUUGAUAAUAAAAAUUUCUUCGGUGGAUUUCUGCAUGUUUGUUAUGCUCCUGAAUUAGAAACUCUAGAGGAGACAAAAUCAAAACUUACACAACGCCAUAAGGAUGUAGCAACACAGAUAAAAAGAAUUCAACAGGAGUUGAUGAAUCCAGGAGUAGAUAAAUUUGUUCCAAGAGAACAGUAUCAUAGAAAAAAGAAAACUCCUACUUUGCCCCUCACCGAAGAACGGAUUAAACAUUUCUAUCCUGGAGAAUCGUUGUCUUCUAUUUGUAAUGGGAUACUUCCAACAACUCUACGACCUGUGUCUGAAUCUGAUUUAUCAAUAAAUUGGAAGAGUGGUUGUAAUAGUGGCACCGUGUCGUGUUCAGAAUCGUAUCCGGUGCCGUAUCAAUUGACUGAGGCAAUAAUGCAGACAGGGAGUCAACAAGCAAAUAAAAAUCUAGAUUCAAACGUGCGAAAACAGAAAAAUUACAGAGCACGCUGUAUUGAUAAAGUUAAAGUUGUUCGACCACGAUUGAUAGAUACUAGAAAUAUCGCGCGAUUAAAUUUCACCGAGAAAACAAAUGUAUUCUGUAAUGCAAAGAAAGUGGAAAAUAAAAUCACAAUCAAGUUAUUGGAAAAGCCUAAUAAUGAAAAAAAGAAGAUAGUCAUAAAAAAUCCAAGUGUAAUAUCUUUGAUACAAUCCAGCAAAGAUCUUCAGUCUUCGAUUCAAAUGGUAAAAACUCAAAUUCGUACGAUAAUGCAGAAACAUGAUACUUAAAUAAAUACUGAUAUU
This is a messenger RNA of Mycetomoellerius zeteki, 1152 nucleotides long. RefSeq lists its product as uncharacterized. Gene Ontology annotation, molecular function: nucleic acid binding. Gene Ontology annotation, cellular component: nucleoplasm. Bases 25 to 1137 code for a protein of 370 amino acids. The transcript is spliced from 6 exons. The record is from RefSeq and is a predicted model, not a curated record. NCBI's taxonomy places the organism in Eukaryota, Metazoa, Arthropoda, Insecta, Hymenoptera, Formicidae.